Nannospalax galili (Upper Galilee mountains blind mole rat) is the source of this 4383-nucleotide messenger RNA. It is a transcript of the gene Ankrd9, whose product is annotated as ankyrin repeat domain 9. The transcript is spliced from 3 exons. The coding region runs from base 449 to 1432 and encodes 327 amino acids. NCBI's taxonomy places the organism in Eukaryota, Metazoa, Chordata, Mammalia, Rodentia, Spalacidae. Gene Ontology annotation, molecular function: protein binding. The record is from RefSeq and is a predicted model, not a curated record.
GCCGCAGCCCUCUGCCCAGCUCUGCAACCCAUUAGUGCGAGUGAUCGUGGCCCAGGGUGUGGACCUGGCCUGCUCGCCACCCGGGCCCCGGGGACCCAGGGCUUAUAUACCCUUGCCCCAGGAUGCUUGGGCCGGAGGCCAAGGAUUAGUGGCCGGGGUUCAGGGCAGGGUGCAAAGCGGCAUUUGCGGUGUCUGGAAGGAGCCCCCCAAGGAACGCAGGAGACCUGGGCUCAGCUCCUGGCUCACCCUGACUUGGUCCUGAUGGGCAGCAAACUUGUUUGUGGAUGAAGGAGCUGGAGCCACUCCCCCACUCCUGCUGCGGGGAGCACAGGAGGAAGCUAGGGCUGGUAAAGGUGAAUACUCACGUGCACAGAACCCAGUGCAUCGGGCUUCGGGAACCAGCUGGAUCUGAGGUGACACGGCCCAUGCCUUGAGGCCAGGAGACGCCAUGCCCUGGGAAGCAAGGCCCGGGGGCAGUGCGGACGGCGGGCCCGAGGGCGCGGGAUCUGCGCGCUUGCGGGUACAGAAGCAGUGCCGGAAGUCAUCCUUCGCCUUCUACCAGGCGGUGCGCGACCUGCUGCCCGUGUGGCUGCUAGAGGACAUGCGUGCCAGCGAGGCCUUCCACUGGGACGAGCGCGGCCUUGCUGCCGCCUACUCGCCGUCCGAGGCGCUGCUCUACGCGCUGGUGCACGACCACCAGGCCUACGCGCACUACCUGCUGGCCACGUUCCCACGGCGCGCGCUCGCCACACCGAGCGCCGGCUUCCGCUGCUGCACGGUGCCUGGCCCGCACGUGGCUCUGGCGGUACGCUACAACCGCGUGGGCAUCCUGCGCCGCAUCCUAAGAACGGUGCGUGACUUUCCAGCAGAGGAGCGUGUGCGUUUGCUGGACCGGCGUGGCUGCAGCCGUGUGGAGGGCGGUGGCACAUCGCUGCACGUGGCCUGUGAGCUGGCGCGACCCGAGUGCCUCUUUCUGCUACUUGGCCAUGGUGCUUCCCCAGGCCUGCGUGAUGGCAGCGGUCUCACACCCUUGGAGCUGCUGCUACGCCAGCUGGGCCGUGAGGCCAGUUUAGUCCCUGCUGCUGCUGCUGAAGCCUCCUCUGCCAAUGGCAGUGCCUCCACUACCAGCUCCACUGCCCCUGGGGAGCUGUGUCAGCGCCGCCUGCUGCUACUUGACCUGUUGGCGCUAUACACACCCACGGGCGCUGCGGGCCCAGCUCGGUGUGAGCUGCUGGGAGACAGGCUACGCUGGCAGCGGCUGCUGGGUGAGGACAAGUUCCAAUGGCUGGCAGGGCUGGCACCACCAUCCCUCUUUGUACGGGCCAUGCAGGUGCUGGUCACCACCAUCUCACCUGGCCGCUUCCCUGAGGCCCUGGACGAGCUGCCUCUGCCGCCCUUCCUGCAGCCUUUGGACCUCACGGGCAAGGGCUAGAUUCAGUGACACCCUUGGUACCAGAUUAGGGGACAGAAGUAUUUUUCAGAGCAUUGUACCCAGCACUUUACAUACAUAUAUCCAUCUCUGCACAGAACAAUUUACUUGGUCAGUUGCAUGCAUUUGGGGUUGUGUAAGGAAGGCUCAGAGUCACAGGUUUUCUGGGUGGGACUGGACCCAGUUCUCCCACACUCCCCAAGUGCAACAGAGAGUCCUGUACCAGUUCCCUGCUCAGGUGAGGAUCUGGAGCCCCAGAGAGCUGACAGCUGAGCCAGCAGGGGCCCAGCAGGCACAGCAAUACUUGACCAACCCACAGGACAGGCCCUGUGCAGUUCUGACAGGCCUUCCUGGGUGGUCAGCCUCAUAAACAGCUCAUGGAGUUGGACUUGAUCCUAUGUUCAAGAGGACAAGUAGGGCUGGGUAGGCAGCUGGGGCAGGAGUUGAAGACUGGAGGCCAGUCUGUACCUCAUGUCCUUACCCCAUUCUGAAUCACUGGCUUCCCGUCCAGACAUGCAGUUGUCAUCCCCUUUUGCCCUUCAGUCAGGACCAGCAGGUGCUAGUCCUUGGCUUCUGGCAAGCCCCACUCACUCUACCUGCUUUACCCUAGGCCAAGGGUCCCCAGCCUCAUGCCCUCUCAUCAGGGCUAUGCCUGUUGUCCCAGCCUGCCUCUGGCUAGCCCCUGGGAUAGGUUCCUGGCCUGCCCACAAUAGGUGUCAGGUGGUACCUGUCAUAGGGCUAUGUGUCCUCGCCCUGAGCUAGGCGUCUUACCCAGCCUGGUGAGUUAGUUUCUGCAGGAAAGUUCUGAAGAUGGAGGCUUGGUUAGCAAAUGCACCAUCAUCCUUGAGGACCAAGGGAUCCUGCCUGCCAAGCUGCAGCCACACCCUGAGGGGUCUCAGGAUUAGGGAGAAGGGCCAGGCUGUCCUGCCUGGGAAUUUUGCUAGGCUGUGAAAUUCAACCUUUGUGACAUGGACCUGUGGACCAUGAUGUGCUGCCAGGAGUGGAGGCCACCAGUCUGUGAAGUGAUCAGCCUCACAAGCACACCUGCUGCCCACUUUGCCCAGUGCUCCUGAAUACAGAAUUCCUGGAGGUGGCAGGCUCCAUGGCGUUGGACCACCAGGAGGGUUGGGGAAAGCCUGGACCUGCCACCCCUAUCCUAGCCUGUGACCUUUCAAGGGGUUUUGGGCCAUUUCGCAGGUGGCAAAAGGAUGUGACCCCCCACCCCCACCCUAGGAAUGUAUAGAGCUGGAGGGUACCAGCUCUGUAUUGAGCCUGGGUCCAGGCUGGAGGCUCCACUUGCCUCCUGCCUGUCCUGUGCCUGUUAAAUAGCCUCUGAGCCUUGGAGUUGGUAAAUACUAUCAUCUUCCCCGCACCAUGUUUAGAGCAUUCGAGGCCGGGCUUCUGGGAGGUUCCAUGUCUUCAGAUUAAAGAUGGCACGGCAGUGGCAUUGCCGCCUUUGCAGGACAUGAACGUGUUGUAGUAGCUCCUGGCGAAGCCUAGAAAGCUGUUUAUUGGGAAUGCCAACUCCCCUUGUGUGCCUAGCUCAGCUCCUUUGGAGUCAGCUGGUCCAGGGCUAGGUGCUCCUUUGUGUCCCCUCUAGACACAGAGCUGCUUUUUGAAUGACAGUCUCCCUUGAGCUGCCUGGGGGUGGGGGAUAUUUGCAAGGUAGGGCCUUGUGGGAAGAACUAGCAGGAGGUCAAAGGUACAGGGAAGGCUGACCUCAGAGGGGUGGUUUGGCCAGGAUGACUAACAGCUCAUUGGUGUGGCAGUCACCAUGGAGUUUGCUUCAUCACUGCAGAGCAGCCCAUUGGGAGGCCCCUAGGUCGCUGUGUCAGGAUGGGUACAAAGGCAGUGGGGGAACCCAUAUUGAUUUGGCUGGGGCCUCAGCACUGGGAGGUUGAAGGAAGCAGGCCUAGGGGGACAGAGAGACCCAGCCAGCUUCCUGAGUGGCCUGAUUCUUGGCACAUCUCUUCCCUGUCGUGUCCUGGGCCAGGCCUGCUCUUUGGGAAGCAGAGGCACCAGCAGAUCAAGCACGACCUCACUAUCGGGCGGCUGCUGCCAAGCAGAAGGUAGGUGGGUGACUCAGUGUGUGGCUUAUCUGUCCUCUGGGCACUUCAGCCCCAGGAAGGGCUGUGAGAACUAUGGUACCACCUGCCACCCCUAGUCAUGAGCUUGCAGGACUGGGCAGAUCUGGAAGAGGACCAGAGCCUGCCAGGCCCUGUGCCCAUAUCCCUUGGCAGACAGCAGUUUCUCUAUCAGCUUCUGGCAGGUGACCUUGAUGGCUCCAAAACAUGUCCUGCCUGGAACAAGUCUCAUUUUUCUAUGGGGUAAAACAAGUUUUUCAUUUGUUCAGUUAAUGAAUUUCAUAAGUAUGUGUGGUUCUGCCCCCCACAAAUGCAUGUGUUCCCAGAGGCCCUGCACCGCACCCCCAGUUAGGAGAUCAGGAGCCAAAUUUCUGGUCCCCAAUGUCUGUUUGGAAGGACAGUGAAGGGGGCCACUGUCACUGUGAGGUCCCUCACUGAGAGUGCUUCACCACCCCAAGGUCUGCCGACUUCAUACCCAGGCCUCAGAGGUGUCUUGGAAGAGGUCUGCCCUGGUGGUGUGGCCCGCUGUGCCCCCACCUUUGGCCUGUGCCUGCUUUGCUCACUGACUUCAGUUCUAACCUUGAUUUUCCUAUGUGAUUUUUCCUCCUGCCCAUUUCUUCACCAGCCUUAGAAUACUUAGGAGAGCAGUUCCCCAGGUUACCUCGAAUCCUGUUGAGAGAAGGCCUCCCAGGAGGCAGAAAGGAGGGGAGAAUACACGAGAGUUCCAGAGGGCUUCCCCUUGCUCAAGCUUGUUUCCAGCAGUAACUGUAGUCUACUGUGUGGUGCUGGCCUGUGACUCCAGCACACAGGUGCUGGGGCAGGAGGAUAAAGAAUUCAUGGCCAGAGUUGAGAUGUGGUUCAGUUGGUAGA